Messenger RNA from Daphnia pulicaria, 2433 nucleotides. RefSeq names its product GTP-binding protein 1-like (gene GTPBP1). Gene Ontology annotation, molecular function: translation elongation factor activity; GTPase activity; GTP binding. The coding region runs from base 390 to 2267 and encodes 625 amino acids. Lineage: Eukaryota; Metazoa; Arthropoda; Branchiopoda; Diplostraca; Daphniidae. Gene Ontology annotation, biological process: translational elongation. The transcript is spliced from 14 exons. The record is from RefSeq and is a predicted model, not a curated record.
GACAGUGGAGAGAAAUGUUGUGCGAGAAACCAUCCGCUGAAAAUAUAUAUUCAAGCGUCAUGACUAAGUCAGGGAGUCACUGAGUUUAUUUUAUUUUGUUUUCAAAUUUCAAAUAAAAAUAGCAUAAAAUGCAAAGUGUUAAUGGUAGCUAGUAGAUGCUUCCUAGUUCGAAGCAGUAGUAGUAGUAGGAAGUUGGCUGAGUUGGAGUUUGAGGCUGGGGAAAAUACAACACAACAACAAAGCGAGUUUUUCAAGAGAAUUCAACCGAAUACUUUUCGUUAUUGACACUGCGAGGCUGUGAUCCCCUGUCUGUGUGCAUGUAUCCAAGUUUCAUCCUAUGAUUAGGUUUAAUUUCGUCAUUUGUUAUCACAAUCAACAUAGUUUUGGCCAUGGCAACAGCUAAAGAAAAAUCUGUGGAACCUGAGAAUGGCAAUAAUAGUUUGGCCAAUCUUCUCUCUGGGUUGCACACAUCUGAUAAUGUUAACAGUCUACAUACAAAUGGGAUAGACUUUUCUAGUGUAAAUACCAAGGAUGCCCUUGUUAAACCAAAUGAGAGCCAGUAUGAACUCUUAGUGAAAAAACUGCAAUAUUUAAUUGAAAUGGGUAAUGGUGAAACCAUUCUUGAAGUUGGAGCUGGUGAAGGUGAGGAAAGUGGGUUGAUUGAAGAAGAUUACAAAGCUUCUGUGGCAACACUCGAGUCUAUUGCGACGACACUAGAAGCCGAUUGUGUUGUGCUUCGUGAGAGGACUUCUGAAUGCGGAAUUGUUGGUCAGUAUUUAAUCCGCCAUCGAGCAGAUCAAGAAGAUUUCGUAGAAAUUCGAGUCGCUGUAGUUGGUAAUGUCGACGCGGGUAAGUCGACUUUACUUGGUGUUUUGACCCACGGUGAUUUGGACAAUGGCAGAGGUCUCGCUCGCCAAAAGCUCUUCCGCCACAAACACGAAAUCGAAACGGGAAGAACGUCAUCGGUGGGUAAUGAUAUCCUCGGUUUUGAUAGUAGUGGAAACGUAGUCAAUGAGCCUGAUCACGGAACACUGGAUUGGGUUAAGAUCUGCUCCAAAGCAACAAAGGUAGUGACAUUCAUUGAUUUGGCCGGCCAUGAGAAAUACUUAAAAACAACGGUCUUUGGAAUGACAGGACAUGUACCAGACUUUACAAUGUUGAUGGUUGGAGCGAAUGCAGGCAUCGUAGGAAUGACGAAAGAACAUUUAGGAUUGGCAUUAGCCUUGAAUGUUCCAGUAUUUGUUGUCGUAACCAAAGUUGACAUGUGUCCAGCAAACGUUUUACAAGAUACACUAAGACUAUUGCUGAAAGUUUUGAAAUCGCCAGGUUGUCGUAAAACCCCACUGUUGGUCCGGACAAAAGAUGAUGUCGUCUUAAGCGCUACAAAUUUCGUAUCCGAGCGAUUGUGUCCAAUUUUUCAAGUAUCCAACGUAUCGGGUCUAAAUCUUGAUCUACUCAAAACCUUUAUGAAUUUGUUAUCAGCGAGAAUGACCCCUGGCGCAGACGAACCCGCCGAGUUCUCAAUCGAUGAUUCUUAUAGUGUGCCAGGUGUUGGAACAGUAGUAUCCGGGACAACAUUAAGAGGCACAAUUCGUCUCAAUGACACACUACUCCUUGGACCUGACCCAGUCGGGCAAUUUAUUCCUAUUGCUAUUAAAAGCAUACAUCGUAAGCGGAUGCCAGUUAAAGAAGUUCGUGGCGGUCAAACAGCCUCAUUCGCACUUAAAAAGAUUAAAAGAUCACAGAUCAGGAAGGGGAUGGUUUUGGUGUCUCCAUUACUCAACCCUACAGCAUCGUGGGAAUUUGAAGGUGAAAUCCUAGUCCUUCAUCACCCUACAACAAUCAGCACAAGAUACCAAGCAAUGGUUCACUGUGGCUCUUUACGACAAACGGCCCAAAUCCAGUCCAUGUCCCAAGAGUGUUUACGUACUGGCGAUAAGGCUUUAGUUCAUUUUCGCUUCAUUAAGCAUCCAGAAUAUAUUAAACCGGGGUUAAGAUUGGUUUUCCGAGAAGGAAGAACUAAGGCAGUUGGAAACGUUGUUCGAGCAAUCGCUCAUACAGUUCAGUCGCAAACAACAAAUCGCUCUAAACCAACCAAAAUGCAACGAUACUCUCAACAGCAGCAGCAGCAGCCACAGCAGAGUAGUGAAUUGCAAGACAACGGAGAAAAACUUGAAAAUCAGCCUCAGAAACCGUCAAAGAGAAAUCGAGGGCGUCGUAACUAUAGUACACCAGUAGUACCAACGACGACGGUCAAAGAGAAUUGAUCUUAAAAUCCUCGUUAUAGCUGUGGCAUGUCAAGGGUUGCUGACUGGUUAACAAUCACCUCUCGGAUCUCUCUCUUUAAAUUUACACGUUUUAAUCAAGAAACUUGAUGCAGCAGCACUACUUUAUUGACAAUACAAGUAAAAGAAAUACAUAAUUCUUGGAAGA